Molecule: messenger RNA, 1177 nt
Organism: Cotesia glomerata
Lineage: Eukaryota; Metazoa; Arthropoda; Insecta; Hymenoptera; Braconidae
Gene: RabX1
Product: ras-related protein RABF2b
Exons: 5
Coding region: 231-887 (218 amino acids)
Molecular function (GO): GTPase activity; GTP binding
Source: RefSeq, a predicted model, not a curated record
UUGCAAAGGGCACACUCUAGUAUUCAAACUACGCAUUAACCAGAAACGAUACCUCUUUCCUUCUCUUACUUUUUGCUUUUUAUUAACUGUCAAAAUCUGUUUUCGUCUAUUACAGUGUGUGUUUUGUGCUGGUAUUCAAUCACCACAAGGUCCUUAAGGUUACAAUCAAUAACUUUGAAAGUAAGCAACCUGUUAUUUAGUAUGUAGCGAAUUAUUUCGAGAUAGUCAUCAUGAACACAGUAGAUGGAAAAUUAGUAGUGCUCGGUUCUCAAGGUGUUGGAAAAACCAGUAUGAUAAGUCGGUACUCAGGAAAAACAUUUAAUCCACAUGCUAGUCCCACAAUUGGUGCAUCAUUUUUUAACUGUAAUAUAAAUUUGGAAAACACAAGGGUAAAAAUUCAGAUAUGGGACACUGCAGGUCAGGAAAGAUUCAAAUCAAUGGCACCAAUGUACUACAGAAAUGCCAACGCUGCUCUUUUAGUCUUCGAUAUUACUCAAUACAACACAUUUUCUGCUGUAAAAUCGUGGAUCACUGAAUUACGAAGAAAUGUUGAAGGGCCAAUGGUAUUGGUUGUCGUAGGAAAUAAAAAUGACCUUUCAGAUCAACGUAAAGUUGAUUCGGAAGACGCUCAAAAAUAUGCAACAAUGAUUGGAGCUAGUUAUUACGAAACUUCAGUACUUCAUGAUGAAGGUAUCCUGAGAGUAUUUCAAUCUAUUGCCAUCGGUCUAGUUAGAUUAAAAAAUGGCGAGCAUCAUACAUCGAGAGACUCACCAAGUUCAGGAAUAGGCAGUUUUGAUUCAGAUUUUCCUCUUACACCAUCGAGUGAAGAGGCUCUUGUUAAUUCUAUUGCUCAUGGAAUACAUGAAAAACCACCAGCGUGUUGCUAAUGCAUUAGCAUCGCAGUUUGUAACCAGCGUGCUGCUGAAAUCAUACAAUCGUGUUUUUUUUUAAUUUUUUUUAUUGUUAAUAUAGCUAUUAUUUCACAAAAUAACAAACUUCGACUUAAUGGUUGAAUAAAAGUACUUUAUCGUGUUAUAUUUUAUAAAGAUUUAACAACUGCAAAUGAUUUACAUAGACAAGCUGAUAAGCGCAAGACUGCCUUUGCAUUUUCAUUAUUUUUCAAUCUAAAUAACAUAACAAAUUAUUUUUUUAUGAAUCGUUAUUUUUUUUAUUAAAA